Emericellopsis atlantica is the source of this 4929-nucleotide messenger RNA. RefSeq lists its product as uncharacterized. The transcript has 5 exons. NCBI's taxonomy places the organism in Eukaryota, Fungi, Ascomycota, Sordariomycetes, Hypocreales, Bionectriaceae. Bases 1 to 4863 code for a protein of 1620 amino acids. The record is from RefSeq and is a predicted model, not a curated record.
AUGUCUCCUUUCGCUGCAUUCGAUCAUGAGAACGGACCCCCAAAGUCCCGCAAGCAAGCCAGAGACGACAAGAAGAAGGCUCGCAGGGAAGCCGAGCUUCAGCGCAAGUCCCAGGAUAAGGACCGUUCUCAAUCCCCCAAGCAUGGCACGGAUGAUGGCGAUGUCACUCUGCUCCUUGACAACGGCGAACAAGUCGUUUUGGACAAGCAUCAAGUCGCAAACCCAGAGAAGUUUGCCAUUCGCAGCGUUGAGCUUCCAGGAGGUCAAAUUGUUUACCUUGACAUUGAGAACAAGCUGAUUCGCACAACCGAAGCUCGUGUCGCAGCCAAUGCUGCUGGUCAGCCUCUGCCCGAGGACGAUGGGAAAGUUUGUGAUCCCAUUUCGAUUCGACGAAGUGGUGAUUCUCACAACAUCCCGGCUCUCGUUCAUCUCAACGGUGCACUGAUCAAAGGCUAUUCUCCCAAGACCUUGGCUCAUGUCGGUGCUGGUCCCGGCAAAGGUCUGACCACGACAGUUGAUUACAGAGCUGCCCAGUACUCACCCCCAAGCAUCACCAUUUCUUGUUCAAUUCGGGAUGGCGGCGAGCUUCAGUCAAUCCUCAAAAUCGUCGCCUACCUGGGCAGUGCAACGGCGAUUAAUCGAGAAACGAUCUCGACCGACCAAACAGAUUGGCUUCGUUCCGCCUUUUCUCUCGGCCAAGAUGACCACGACAUGAUUGCAGGUCUUCUUGACAACAACAAGCCAGUCAAGACUAAUCCUUUCGAAGAUCUGUCGGCUUUCGGUCCAGACUGUACGGAAGAAAACAUGGAACCUGCCCAGCUCAUGCUCCUGAAGUGUGCCUCUGUCAAUUCUGUCCAGUUGGCGCUCAACCGUGGCGACGUGGCUUUUCACUGGAACGACAAUGUUCGUGUUUCUUAUUGUCAAGACAUUCACAACACACUCAAGGCUCUUUUUGCUUCGUCAGAGCAGUUCCACUUCACCAUCACCACUGACGAUAGCCCUCUCGCAACUGAGAUGUGGGACAAUCUUCUACAGUUCUCUGGGGAUGCGCACGUCUUCAAUCCUCUGAUGAGCAAUUGCAACUUCCGUUAUCAAGAUCUCUCCUUCUCCAGUUUCAAUCUGGAAGCGUCACGCCCAUUGAAGUCCACGCCCCGAGUGUACGUCUUCAAGGACCAAACUCACCAGACUUGCGCUCUCAUCGGAGGAAGUACUGACGCCAUCAACUACGAGGUCGAAAUCGCGAAAAAGAUGGAAACUGUUGAGAUCCCGUUCGUCGCGUCUGCCUCUCCCUAUGAGCUGUGGACAAGCACGGAGAACGAUCUCGUCACGUACGGUAUUCUCGCCGACAAUUCACCGACUGAAAUGACGCUCUUCUGCUUGGUCACUGCGAACUACCGGUUGCCCCCCGAAGACAAGACAUGCUUGAUCAAGCUUCGUCAGAAGGAGGUUGUUCGUCAACGACCUGACAACAUUGAGAUGACCAGAGCAAUUCAUCAGUCACUCUCAGAGCAGGUGGAAAGCAUCGUGCGAAACGUUGCUAGCGAGAUUGACCUUGCUUACGACAACAAGGAGAAGCAAGUUGAGGGCAUGCGUCAGAACACUGAGGCAGAGCAAGAAAAGUACUCUGACGCCAAAGAUGAUCUAACUCACUUUCGUCACAGGCUCGCCUGCAAACUCUUGGCCGAACGUCUCACGGACUUCGUCAACCGUCCGACUGAAGAAGCUCGGCGACUGGUCAACAAUGUCGAUGGCGAACCCAGGCUGGAGGUCGAACGCACGCUGAAGAUCGUCUCUGCAGUGGAUCUGGGCAUAUCCUGGCUCAACAUGCAUCUCAAGAAUGAGGAUGCAGACAUGGUCAUCGAAAUCGGCAAAUGGAUCCGGAGCAACGGCGUACCGCAGCAAUCGACGCCAGAGGCUGAGGAGCUACUCGAAGUUCCCGCACGCCGAUUGCCGCUCCCCGCGGGUAUCUCUGGUCGUGUUGCCAUGUUCUCUGCUGUCAUUCCCAAGGAUGAAAGGUGGGCUUCGUGCUACACAGCUCCUCCCAAGAACACCGGUUUGCCUUUCUGGAAAAUACAAGGCACUUUGCAAGACUUCUGUGACAAGCUUUCAACCGGUCGUGUACCGAAGAAAUACCUCGUCAACGGCACAAUCCAGCCCAGCGUGCUCACCUCCACAGCCAAGCACGAAGCCAGCGCUAACUACUCGGCAAACUUCAACAAGCACGCUGUCCAUGUCAAAGAGCGCGACGUUUUUGCAAUCUUUGGGUUUGAAAAGUUGGUCCCUCCCCGUCCGAGGCCAGGCUAUCAGGGACAAUGGGCUGCGCUGCUCCGUGAUUUGAAGCGCACAACCGACGGCAUCUUUUCCCUGACUGGUUGUCCUGGCUCCGGCAAGUCGUACAUUGCAGACGCGUUGACUUCACACGUGGCCCGCACUGUCCCCCAAUGCGCCCGCGGGGAAGUCGCUCCAGAAGCUUUCGAGACAGACUUCGCGAACGACAUCAACACCCAUGAUCCCCUCCCUGAUGAGUAUGAGGACAUCAACGACGCUCAUCGAGAUUCCGUCCGUGAACGCCGUCGCGAAGAAGAGCGUCAGCGCAAGAUCGAGAUCAGCAAAGCGGUCUCAAAGGUGUACCGUCGUACGCAUAGACAGAAGAUCGCCGCUUAUCACAACACCACAAUGCCUGACGAAUCCGAUGACGACGAUGACGAGGAACCUGCUGCUUCCACCGAUGAAGAGCAAACCGCCGGCGGCGCCGAGCCUGGCACCGCUGAGGUCGCCGGUGAUUCAGCGAACGAACCUUGGACGGAACAUGGCACAGAUACGGGUGCUGUACCUGUCCAGCGAGAGCGCGUCGAAAAGGGUCAAGUGCUUGUCACUACCUUCUCCAGGAAGAUCACGCGCGAUGCACUCGAACGAGGAAACAAGUUUGACCCGAAUGUCAAACGCAUGAGAUGCUAUCCCUACGAGAAGGAGAUGAGAAAUCUCUUGUCCACUCAACCAAGCGGUCCUCGUCAGACAGACGUUGAUUCUCGGUUCGCGUCCCUUGGCGAAAAGUCCCUGCAGAUCCACAAGAACAACAUGCAGAAGGAUUCUUGGGAAGACGUUUCUCCUGCGUCGGAUCCUCACUCGGUUUCGGAACAAGCGAAGCGUGUCCUGGAGCAGCAUCCCGACAGAUGGUUGCAACUUCGACAAGGCCUGAGCUACAAGGACUGUGAUCUCACUCUCUGGAAGAAGAACAAGGCAGAAGCUAUGAAAGACGCGUUGGAUCUGAUCAACUUCACCAUUGCCCAAGCUGGUAUCGUCUAUGCUACCCCUGCGGCCAUUGCUUCAUGCGCCAGUCGUUUCACUUCAUUCAUGCCUGACAUGAUUGUCAUCGACGAAGCGCAAAAUCUCAACGAGGCCGCCACUUUCAUUCCCAUGGCCAAAUACCCGCGAGCUGCUUUCGUCUUGAUCAUGGGAGAUGUCAAUCAAUCCACUCUCAUCCCAUCAGCAGCUGAGGACGGAGAGUACCAAGAUCUGUUUGGCUACCAGCAUGCAACAUCCUUCCUCGCGCGUUUGGCCAUGUCCAACAAGAUUGACUUCACGUUGAAGUACACCCAUCGAGCUUUCGGUCUGGCUUUCGAGAUCCCCCGUCAAGUGUUCUAUCGCGAGACCAUGAGCGUUGUCCAUCAGCACUCGAACGUGACACGGUUGUGGAACUCUUUCUUUGCGACGAUGAUGGGCACUGAGAACUCGUUCCGACCAAAAAUCCCGUCAAUCAUGAUCGACCCCAAGAACUCGAUUGAAGAACUGUACGGGUAUUCUUUCAUCAACAAGGAAAACGCGCGUCUCGUUCAGAAAUUGGUCGUGCAGCUGUACCAAUCCGCGCCCGUCUACAACACAAAGGACCUGUACAAAUCCGGUAUUGCAGGUUCCAGGCGUCAGAUUCGCCGAGGCAGUGUUCUCAUUGUCACGGCGUACGCGGCUCAGAAGAACUUGCUGCGAGGUUAUCUGAAAGAACUUCAACCUAACGAGGCACCUCUGGGGCUUAUUGACGUUCGGACAAUCGAUGAGUCGCCAAGUCACCAAGCCGACGUGGUAAUCAUUGAUCUACCGCGAACGACCCGAGGCGUUUUCCAGAAUAACCACAACCGCUUGUGUAUCGGUUCAACGCGAGCCCAAGCUGCGACGAUUUGGAUUGCUGCCGAGGAGGGCAUCAAGGGCCCUUGGGGAGAGAAAGUGGCAAGCAUGCACGAGGAGAAUGGCACUCUGCUGGAGUUGAACUACAAGAUGCCUUUGACCAAGAUUUGCGAUCGUUGCAACAAUCAUGGGCACGAACAUAGCUCUACGUCCCCAUGCCACAUUGCCUUGGAGUGCAACGGUUGCAAGGCACUUGGUCUUCCUUGCGCCCACACUGCUCGCAACUGUCCAAGGAGCGAUCAGCAUUCACCGGCUUCGUUGUUCGCAGGACGAUACUCGAAGGACCUGGCUAACCUCAAGCCUGUCCCGCACCCCGACAACCAGCCCCCGUCAAUUAUUCACGGUGUCUCGUCCAAGCAGGCCACGUCCCGCGACAAGGUCAGCAAAGUGAACAAGACUCUGGGUGACAAUCGCACCAAGGCUAAGAAGCGCGAGCGAUUCCGAGUUGCUGGUGCUCAUCCUGAGGGAGAGUCUUCAGCCAUGGGCGCGAUUCAAGAAGCCCUCAUGGCAAAGAUCGAAUUCCCUGCAGAUGGCUCUGGCUCGGAUGAGGAAGAAGGACCCGGUGAAGAUGACAACACGAGCGAAGAUGUAGCGGGCGGCGACGAUGGAGCGGGUGACGAUUGGGUCAUGGGUGAUGCACAGGGCGAUGCCGCCGAUGCGUUGGGCCCUGCUGGGGGAUGGUGAGCUGAGUUGACACUGUAGUGCUACGAUAAUGUUUGAAAUGAAUUGUUGGAUUACCUGUAAUGAUUG